AUGAGGGGAUUAGAAGUAGCAGUUGGCUCGGAACAUUCUGAAGCGAUGGUACAGUACGCGAUUACAUUAGCAACAAGUAAUAUUAACAAAUUAUUUAUGAAUCGUAUUGGUUUAGUUGUCCGUUGGAUACCAUAUUCGGAAAAAUCAGAAACUGAAAUUUACUCAAACUGCAAGGUUUUAAUCAAUAAUUACCAAUGGUCACAGUGGACAGAAUUUGAGAAACAAACUGAUCAACAUUGCGGUAUUAAAAUAUAUAUUCGAUAUUAUAAUUUGAGAAUCAUAAAAGAAAUUCAAACUAUCCGCGGGCAAAUAUUACCAACGCAUUGUCCUGCAACAGUACAGUAUAAACGUAUAUGGGAACGUGCUUGUUGUCCUCGAAAUAAUCUGCAACCACUUGAAAAUUACCUCAAUCUUUCAUACGAUAAGGCAUUCUGCAUUGUAAAAUCUACUUUACGUAAUGUUAAUGCAAGUAAAUUGUCAACAAUAUGUGAAAUUGGCAAAUUAUGGGCACCAUUACCAAUAGCGGCUUUUUCUGUGAAUAAUUCGUAUCAACGAAAUAAUGUUGUCAAAAGUUACGGUAUAUUAUAG
Messenger RNA from Acanthocheilonema viteae, 588 nucleotides. NCBI's taxonomy places the organism in Eukaryota, Metazoa, Nematoda, Chromadorea, Rhabditida, Onchocercidae. The record is from the annotation of a GenBank genome assembly.